ACAAUUCCACAUCCUGUUCGUCAGUUGUCACAGCUCUCAGCCCGCCAUGGCCUCCGCCGUCGCCUUCUCACCAGCCGUCGCCGUCGGAGCCAAUGUGCAGCGCUCUCGGAGGUCGUCUUUGCUGCGGCUCGUCCAGAGAGCCAGGCCCGUGGCCGCGAGGUCCAGCUCAGAGCAGGCCGUCCAGGCGAGGUCGGGGAGGACCAUCGAGGAGUGCGAGGCGGACGCCGUCGCCGGGAAGUUCCCCGCGGCGCCGCCGCCGAACAGGCCGCAGGCGCCCAGCGGCACCCCGGAGAUCAGGCCCCUCGACAUGGCGAAGCGCCCUCGCCGGAACCGAAGGUCGCCGGCGCUCCGGGCAGCGUUCCAGGAGACCAGCAUUACCCCCGCGAACCUUGUCCUCCCGCUAUUCAUCCACGAAGGUGAGGAAGACACUCCAAUUGGAGCUAUGCCUGGGUGCUUCAGGCUUGGGUGGAGACACGGGCUUCUGGAAGAGGUGUACAAGUCACGUGAUGUUGGUGUUAACAGCUUCGUGCUAUUCCCAAAAGUUCCUGAUGGAUUGAAGACACAAACCGGAGACGAGUCAUACAAUGAUAAUGGUUUAGUGCCCAGAACAAUUCGUCUACUCAAGGAUAAGUACCCUGACAUUGUUAUUUACACUGAUGUUGCUUUGGAUCCUUAUUCUUCUGACGGUCAUGAUGGCAUUGUGAGAGAAGAUGGAGUUAUUUUGAACGAUGAAACAGUUCAUCAGCUUUGCAAGCAAGCAGUUUCGCAGGCCCGAGCUGGCGCUGACGUUGUUAGUCCUAGUGACAUGAUGGAUGGUCGUGUUGGAGCAAUCCGGUCUGCUCUCGAUGCGGAGGGUUUCCAUGAUGUUUCCAUCAUGUCCUACACUGCAAAGUAUGCUAGUUCAUUUUAUGGUCCAUUCCGUGAAGCUUUGGAUUCAAAUCCACGAUUCGGAGACAAGAAGACCUACCAGAUGAACCCAGCCAAUUACAGAGAAGCCCUAAUAGAAACUGCAUCAGAUGAGGCAGAAGGAGCAGACAUCCUUCUGGUGAAACCUGGAUUACCAUACUUGGAUAUUAUCCGACUUCUACGGGACAAUUCAGCCUUGCCGAUUGCUGCAUACCAGGUUUCCGGCGAGUACUCGAUGAUCAAGGCCGGCGGCGUGCUGAAGAUGGUGGACGAGGAGAAGGUGAUGAUGGAGUCGCUGCUGUGCCUGCGGCGCGCCGGCGCCGACAUCAUCCUCACCUACUUCGCCCGCCAGGCCGCCAACGUCCUCUGCGGCACCAGGCCUCGGACGUAGCUGAUAAGAAGUCCUGCUCCAUCCAACCAUGGCCGUGGCGUUUCGGUGCAGUAGCACUGUAGUGCGUGGAAGAAGCUUCUGCAGGUACGUGGUGCAGCAGUCACGGCCAUUGUUCUCACUCCCAGACAUAGAGUUUUACAAGCUUUGCUUUGGUGUAAUUAAUUAGCAAUAUUAAUUAGUAACUGAAUUUUAGAUUAAAUUAGUUAAUUGAUGAUGAGAGGUUUGCAAUAA
This is a messenger RNA of Lolium perenne, 1528 nucleotides long. Its product is annotated as delta-aminolevulinic acid dehydratase, chloroplastic. Gene Ontology annotation, molecular function: zinc ion binding; porphobilinogen synthase activity. NCBI's taxonomy places the organism in Eukaryota, Viridiplantae, Streptophyta, Magnoliopsida, Poales, Poaceae. The record is from RefSeq and is a predicted model, not a curated record. Gene Ontology annotation, cellular component: cytosol. Gene Ontology annotation, biological process: heme biosynthetic process.